CAAAACUUUCGUGAUGAAGUUAGGGCCUUUUUAUAUGAUCGUAGUACCUGGCUCGGGUUGUGGCUUGAAUCACGCACUGGCUUGAUGUCGAUUUCACUGGUUUCACCGGAGAUCAUUCUGGCGUUUGCAUGGCGCCAAUCCUUGUUGUCUUGGAGAAUAUCCAAGAAAUGCAAGGUGGUCGAAGGGUGGACCUUGGUGCAUUCAUACUUUGUUGCCAUGGGUGGUUUCUUCGACCCAUCAAAAGGAGAAGGAAGUGCGGUGGACCCGAAUGACUUGCAGCGAUACCCUGGCAUAAUUGAGAAGACGGGGAAUACUAGGAAGGCCGCAAUAACGAAAAAGCAAAUUCUUGACAGAAGCAAAGGCGAUGCGUUUUCCAAAUUUCUCAUUGUCCUUCAACUACUAUGGUUUAUCACUCAGUAUGUCGGACGAUGGGCAAGCCAUUUGCACAGAUCACAACUCGAGACAAUGACACUGGCGUAUGCGGCAUUAAGUCUCUUUGUUUACGUGUUUUGGUGGCAUAAACCCGUUAACAUUCAAUUCCCAAUCCAUGUGACGGAAGAGUCCCCUUCCGUUCCUCCGACUUCCGAGACAAAUGUCGAUCAACCAACAGCUGAAAUGGAGACAGAUGCAGAUCCGAUGUCCCUUGUGCAGGUGUCCGAGCCCGAGGUGUUGGAAUUAUUGUUCAUAUUGACAGCCACUGGGAUGAUCUUUGGGGGAAUUCAUUGCCUUGCAUGGUCAUUUCCCUUUCCGACACGCAGGGAGAUGAUUCUAUGGCGGGUUUCAGCGAUAUAUAUCACAGUGGCUCCUACCUUUCUAUUUUUGAUUGUAGGGGGUAUAGAAUUACUUAUAGUAGUACUUAUAUUAGUACUUCCUCCACUUGUUUACGCUGCUGCGCGGGUCAUCUUGGUUGUUCUCACCCUCAGUUCUCUGCGUUCACCUCCGCCUAGUCUAUACCAGACCCCAUCUUGGUCAUCAUUCCUCCCGCAUUUUGGAUAG
Cantharellus anzutake is the source of this 996-nucleotide messenger RNA. RefSeq lists its product as uncharacterized. Bases 85 to 996 code for a protein of 303 amino acids. The record is from RefSeq and is a predicted model, not a curated record. NCBI's taxonomy places the organism in Eukaryota, Fungi, Basidiomycota, Agaricomycetes, Cantharellales, Hydnaceae. The transcript has 3 exons.